GCCAUGCCCUACGGCCCGGACUCCCUUUCCCUUGGUGCCGUGCGCGGGGAUGCCCGGCCGCCGGCACCUCCCUCGUGUCGGGGCGCGGAUGACGCUGGCGGCGGGGUGUUGCCAGGCCGAGUCGGGCCCGCGCUGCGGGGGGCUUCGGCAGCGGCGACCCCGCAGGCCGGCUGGUGAGCCGAGCCGUCCCUCUCCUCUUCCGCGGGCCUGGGCUCCCCUGGAAGCUCCAGUCGGGGUCUGGGCCCCGCUGGCCUUCGUCACCCUCCUCAGCUUCGCCUCCCGCUUCUACCGCCUGUCCGAGCCGCCGCACGUCUGUUGGGAUGAAACUCAUUUUGGGAAGAUGGGAAGUUACUACAUUAACCGGACCUUCUUCUUUGACGUCCACCCACCUCUGGGGAAGAUGCUGAUAGGACUUGCUGGGUACCUGAGCGGAUACAAUGGCACGUUUCCUUUCCAAAAGCCAGGGGACAGAUAUGAGCAUCAUAACUACAUAGGAAUGAGAGGGUUCUGUGCAUUUCUAGGCUCGUGCCUAGUUCCCUUCGCCUACCUCACAGUGCUGGAGAUGUCCAAGUCACUGUAUGCAGCAUUACUUGCAGCCUCCAUCCUGAUUUUUGAUACAGGCUGCAUUACUCUGUCCCAGUACAUCCUGCUUGACCCCAUUCUGAUGUUCUUUCUUAUGGGAGCUGUGCUGAGUAUGGUGAAGUGUAACUCCUGUGCAGAUAGGCCGUUUUCUGCUUCCUGGUGGUUCUGGCUGAGUCUGACUGGGAUCAACCUUGCUGGAGCGAUAGGGGUGAAGUUUGUUGGCCUCUUUGUAGUCCUCUUGGUUGGACUGAACACAGUUUAUGAUCUUUGGGAGUUGCUGGGGGACCUCAGCCUGUCACUGGUCACACUAGGGAAACACUUGCUGGCUCGUGUAUUCUGCCUCAUCCUGCUGCCCCUCGCGCUCUACACAGCUCAGUUUGCUGUUCACUUUGCAGUGUUAAAUAAAAGUGGGCCCGGGGAUGGUUUUUUCAGCUCUGCCUUUCAGUCCCGACUGAUUGGGAACAAUCUUCACAAUGUCUCCGUUCCAGAGCAUCUGGCCUAUGGUUCUGUGAUCACAAUGAAGAACCUUCGGAUGGCAGGGGGGUAUCUUCAUUCACACUGGCACUUGUACCCCGAGGGUGUGGGGGCUCGUCAGCAGCAGGUCACUGCCUAUUUACACAAGGACUUGAACAACCUGUGGGUUAUAAAGAAACAUGAUUCCAACACAGAUCAUUUAGAUCCUUCCUACUCUGUGGAGUUUGUGAGGCAUGGAGAUGUUAUUCGGCUGGAGCACAAAGAGACUUCUAGAAAUCUUCACAGUCACCAGCAUGAGGCCCCCAUGACAAGGAAGCACUUUCAGGUCACUGGAUACGGAAUAAAUGGAACAGGAGAUGCCAACGAUUUUUGGCGGAUUGAGGUGGUGGGCAGGAAGGCUGGGAAACGCAUUAAAGUCCUACGGAGUCAGAUCCGACUGACCCAUCUGGCCACAGGAUGCAUACUUGGGUCCUCUGGGAAGACGCUGCCAAAAUGGGGCUGGGAACAGGUGGAAGUCACCUGCACUCCAUAUGUGAAGGAGACUCCCAAUGCCCUUUGGAAUGUUGAAGAUCACAUCAAUCCCAAGCUGCCUAAUAUCAGUCUGGAUGUUCUGAAACCCUCCUUCCCAGAGAUUCUCCUGGAGUCCCACAUGGUUAUGAUCCGGGGAAACAGUGGCCUCAAACCAAAGGAGAAUGAAGUCACAUCCAAGCCUUGGCACUGGCCCAUCAACUACCAGGGCCUGCGUUUCUCUGGAGUCAACGAAACAGAUUAUCGAGUUUAUUUGCUGGGGAACCCGGUGGUCUGGUGGCUGAAUCUGGUCACUAUUGGAUUGUACCUCCUAAUGGCAACUUGUGCUAUUGUGGCCAUGAAGAGGGGAGUUCAGCUGACAGCUGAAUUCAAAGAGCUCUCUGAAGUCUUACUACAUAGUGGAGGGAAGAUCAUGCUGGGCUGGCUCCUCCAUUACCUCCCUUUCUUCAUGAUGGGCAGAGUCCUCUACUUUCAUCAUUACUUUCCUGCCAUGCUUUUCUCUAGCAUGUUGACAGGAAUUACAUGGGACACGUUGCUGAAGUUCUGUGCUGGGCGCCUGUCCUGCUCCAUGGGGAGGAGGGUGUAUACAUAUGGGACGCUGGCACUGAUGUUGCUCAUUGUGUACAGCUUCUACCUCUUCCAUCCUCUGUCCUAUGGGAUGGUGGGACCUAUGGCUUCAGAUCCCAACAGCCCAAUGGCAGGGCUCAGGUGGCUGGAAUCAUGGGAGUUCUAGAGCCGGCAGGAGGCAGCCUGGAACAAGGGAAUAAGAAACACAAGAACUAUCAAGUGUCAAGCUGACUCUUGGGCACUUUGAGUCAAAUUGCUGUGAAGCACCACUCUGGAGAACUCCGGAGAAUCUGCUCCCCAUAGUAGCCCAUUGUCUCAUCACUGGUUUGCACAGUCUGAGCCUUGGCAGAGGAUGACCACAAGAAAGACCCUCUAAGUAAGACUCCAGCCAUAGGUCCAGUAGAUUCUAUUUCCGAGGCCAGAUACUGCUCAGAAAGAAGACCUGGGUCCUCCGAGCAAUGUGUCUUAGAAUUUGUACAGUCAUACUUUGGCCUUGCUUUGGCCUGUCUAGCAGCCACACUGGUGUGAUUUGGAGGAGUAUGUGUUUAUAUCUGUUGGAGGGUGAGGUUGCACACGUCUGUCUUUGUCUCUGUUCAUAUGAAAAUCACUCGAUUGCAGGAAAGAACUGACUGUAGAAAACACAGUGUCCUGAGACAUUAAGGAUCUUUUCAUAUUUAAUAACUUUUAUUAGUGGUGUUUUAUAUAUAUUUUGGAGAAUGUCUGGGAACCGCCCUGUCCCAGCCAUUUGCAUUUCACUGAUCUGAUGCUGUUUCUAGUACCUGGCCGAACUGAAAGUCUCUCAGUGGCCUGAACCCUCCAUAAGCCAUCGUGCCUUGCCUGUCUCCCAGGCCCUUUGCAAACAGAAGGAUUGUUUAUCCUUGCAUAUCCCCUUGCUUUCAGGCCACCUGUAACCACUUACAAUAAUCACUGUGUAGCUACCUGGCAAACCUCAUGACAGCUCAGAGCCAGACAGUUCCAGUUCAUCAGUCUUGCAAUUCUGCCACAAGAUGCUAAGAUGCCCCAAAGAUAAUUACAGUGAGAGCAGCAAGUUUCUUUUAUUGCUUGUCUUGGGUUCUUUGAUGUAAGGGCCAGCCUCUUUGGGGAUGCACAGAUAGGGAACCCUUGCUGACAGCUGUCAUUCAUCCUUUGAUACCAGCAGUUCUACUGCCAGUAACACUGCGUUGUGUGAGGAAGCUAAGACUUAGCAGUCACUGGAAUCUGCAAAGCCUACUGCUAGAUCUGGGGUAUUUAACCAUUAAUAUUCCUCUGCUGAAGGCAGGUUUCUUCUAAUGGGAAACUGCACUUCUUGUUAUUAUGAUAAACUGCCAGGCAAAUGAGAAGGGGGGGGUGGAGGGAGAGAGAGAAACCAGAACAAAAACUCUUUGCUUGUCUGGUGAAGAGAGCUCUCUGAUGCUGAAUCCAUCCCUUCCCAGGCAGUGAGGGUGGGAGGGAAGGGACCUGGUCCUCACACAGGUGUGGGGAAGCUUUUUAAUGAGGUAUCUAUUCCUUUCUUCCUUCCCCCAAAUGUUCCUUUUGUUCCACUUCUUUCCCCUAAGGUCCUUUCUUUCCCUUCAGUUCACUACUACUGUCCUGUAGCAUCCAAAACAAAUUGCCUUGAGUCACAGCUGUGUGUGUCCUUUGAGGGAGCAAGGUUUGCGAGGCAAUUUUGCAUAUGUAUCAAGACGAUCAAGCCCUUCAUUUCAGAUUCCCUGCUUUGCCUCUCAACCCUGCUCCUGAAUAUAUAUUGGGUGAGUAUCAGUAACAGGUGAGUGUGUCUGAGUUUUAAAGAUGAGUUCUGCUAUACUCCCUCUCCAUGGAUUCCAAUGCGUUAUCUGUAACACGAAAGGCUGUUGGCAUGGAGAUUGUGCUAACAUCCCCAGACCAGGCUGGAUGGCUGUGCCGUAUGCUGGGCUGAGGCUUAGUUCAGACCUGCUGUCACUUUAAUAGAGGAAAUGUAGGAAUGUUCAGUUAGGCAGCUGCUUGCUAUUGUAACAUGCUGGCUCAGUAUGUCAUAUCCGCCUCUAGAGGCCGGUCCACAUACAAGAUAGGAGCCUACUACUGGUACCAGCUCAAGUGGUAUAGGCCUUUUGCUUUUGAUGCUAAAGGUUUUGAGUUAAUCCCCUGCUGACAGUCCAUGGUGGGGGGUCAUUACUGUAAUUAACUGCUGGGUUUGAUGAUCUCUUUCUAUUUACUGUGGUGGGAAGUGCUCCCCUCUGGGUUAGCCAAGGCUGCUCAGAGAUGAUAUGUAGGAAAGGAGGAUGAGGGAGAGAGUUGAAAACAUCACCAAAUCCUGCUUAGUUUGACAUGUGGAAAAACAGCAACGGAUUAUAAACAGGUGGCAAUAUGACAGGCAGGCAUUACACUGCCUCAUUUUUAAUAAUGUUAUUGGGUAUCUUAUACUGCCAGUAAGAACAUCAGCUUAAUGUUGUGAUGUCACGAGAGUAGAUUUUUCCUGUAGAAGUCACACUGCCAAUGGCAGGAAGUGCCAGGGGCUCAUGUAAAGGGUGGAUUGAGAUAGAGGAUACCCUCAGGCACUAGGGACCCAGCAGUGAUAUAAACUUGAACGGCAGCAAACCAGUCCCUUGCUACUGAGAAGUAAGAAAUCAGUAGGUACCUAUGUAGGAUGGUCCCAAAGGUGGUUCACACAUCUUUGCCAUCAUAGGACCUUUUAGCUAAGUCAAAACGUUGAUUUAGAAACCUCUAUUGAUGAGGAGGUGGAGCAGUAAGAACUUCAGGAGAAACAUGAGAAAGCUGGGCCUCUCCUUGGUCAUUGUUCCUGUCUCCUCUGCUGCACUAAUAGGUCUACUUCAGAUUUUGGGGGAGCUUGAGUUGGCUAGAUGAAAACACCACCUAACUCAAUCUCCCUUCCAGCUUUUUGUGCCCAGGUCAACUUCAGUCUCAGUACAAACAAGAGGCUGCUUGUCUUUGGUGCUGGGAGUUUGGAUGCCUCACACUGGAAGUUUCUGACUGGCACAAGAGCUAACCCACUUCUUGGCCCCUGUGCAGCCAACUGUCCACAUGCGGGGACACAUACAAAAAAAUAAAUCUAGUUAUCCCACAAUAAUGAACAGCCUGUGACCAGACUCUUGAGUUAGGGUGUUAAAAGGACUGCACUCAGACAUUAAUAACCAGCUUUUUAAAAUGGGUACAGCCUGGGGGUUCAUCCUCUGAAUUCUAAGAGCCAAGUCCUCAGCUGGUGCAAAUUGAUAUUGUUCCCUUGUCUUCAGCAGAGCUAUGCUGUCUCACCCCAGCUGAGGAUCUGACCCUAAAUAUCUAUUUCUUGAAAAAUUCACUGGGCCAUCACUGAGAACAAAACUACAGUGUCUUUGUGUUUGUGAGCCCUACCAAAUCUAUUAAUUUGUGCUGCCUUUACUGGCACUGCAGCAGCAUUUAAGCUUGGACACACUUCCAGAGCUGUGCAGAUUUGAAGCAGUGGGUGCAGUGAAACUGACCCUUGCCUUCUCGAGGAGGGAGCUGUUGCUCUGCAUUGCCUCUGUUUGGUCAGAGGUCUCCACAAGAUCAUCUGUAGACUUUCUGCUUGGGUUCUAGGUCUUGAUAAACACUAGUACAAUUCAGUCUAGCAUUCCUGGCUGUGGAAUGAGAGCUGGUUCAUCUUGAGGACAACUCAUUUGUCCCCUUCCCCAGUCGUGUGGAAACAGCUAGUGGUGCUUUCACAGGCCAGAAGAUGCUGCUGUCUGGAGCAGCUGCUCCCUAUGAGGUUUCCCAGGCAGUCAUCCAUUAUUGUUGGGGAUGUCAUCAAACUCAAUCUGUGGAGCCCAAAAUGUAAACAUCUGCAGGCUUCAAAAUUCCCAUUCCUGCUCUUUCCUCAGAUUUAUACUGUAAAACUGUGUUUUCACUUCUCCAGUCUUUGGAGGAUACAAAGAAGGACUUGAGUUCAGCAUAUCCAGCUUAUUUUAGGCAUUGCAUUCACCUGAACGGAGGUUCUAUCAGCAAUCACUGCAAGGGCACGCAUGCCCAUUCCAGCAGCAAUGACUGAAUUAAUUCCACAGAGCUAGGAGCUCGUGUCUGUGGGACAGCUAUGGUCCUGAAAGUGCCUUUGCUGAGGCAGCCAUGGAAUACUCACAAAUAAACACGUCUGCAGCUCAUCAUCACUAUGUGAUGCACCUAUCCCCAGACCCGCUAGCAGGAAAACCAGCAUCAGUCUGAUCUACAGAGAAUUUCUUUUGAAGUCUUAAUUGAAUGGGUUUGUUUUACUGACAUGUCAGAACAAAUCAAUAUGAUCCAGCUUUUUAUAUCCCCUUCUGCCCUCCCUUCUCUCCCCCUCUCCCCCCCCCCAAAGUCCUGUACUCCUUUCUAGGCUGGUCCACUAAUCACUGAGCCCUUUGGAUGUGCAUCCAGUUGCCAGAAGAGCCUGGACCAGAGUUGAGCUGAGCUGCCGUGUCCUGAAGGAACAGAAUGCCUGUCAAAUGCAGGCAUGGCAAAGGCCUUGUAGUAGAAAGCUAUAAUAACUGACUUCUUUAACGGCAUCAGCAGAGAGAGUUCAAAGGGUGGGACUCCUGCCAACCUUCCCUCUUGUUUGUGCCUCUGGGAGUCUCAUCCAGUGUGUUUCAUUGGAGAUGAAAGGUGUGCCUGUAUUUUCUUCCAAAAUGCUCCUAUUCAUAGAUCUCAAAUGUUGGCAGACCUGGUGGCUUCCCUUCCAAGGGUCAUGUCCAUGUGACUGUUUCUCUGGAUGCAAUAACCAGCACUGUGUACAUGAGCUAUGUGUUAUGCACUGCUAGAAUACCCCUUCUUUUCUCCUCUUAUGUUCCUACUGGACCCUGAGCAUCCUUCCAUGGUGGCCCUGUAUCAUCAUCUGGGGCAUCUGGAUGGGACUUCCCCCUUCAGAGCAAAUGACCCCUCCUUACUGGUCAGGUGUAUGUCAUGGUGGGGAGGGAGCUGAGGAAUGUUAGAGCAUCAUAAGGCCCUUUCUCCUUGAGGGGGGAAAGAUAGAUAAUGAUGCUAUCUCCACAGCAUGCCCAGCCCCUUUAAACAGCCUUGAAAAGCAAGAAACCAGGACCGAACUGGAUCUGUCUCCAUGGCAGUAAGACAAGCCGUAUGGCCGUCCCUGUGUUACUUUAUUUCUGAAAUACACUUCAUACUCUGUGUUUGGGGGUCAAGGGCUACUGACUGUUGCACAUACCAGUUUGGAGGGAGCUAAGGGGGGAUAUUAGUGCUGAAGCCGCUAUUGCUAUUUUAUUUAUGUAGACUCCUAAAAGUUAGGCAGGCAGGUUUACCCUGUCAUAUUAAGGGAGUGAUCUUGGCUCUAUCCUGGAAAAUUUACCCAAAACUGAACAGAAGUUUGGAGAUAAAAUGAUGAUGGGCUUCUUUUGUGACCCAACCUUCUGCAUUAUGAACCUUACUAAUGCUGCUAAUAUUAAUGUAUUUGGUUGUUUUUGUGUAUGUCUCUAUACAUGUAUUAUUUGACUGCAGGCUCCUAAUUCUCUUCAAUUGCAGAGCAGCGUGGUAUACUAAAUGCAGUGUAUUAAAUGGAUGGGAGAGAGCUCCCUUGAACUAAAAAUCAUUUUGUAAAGGAAUUCACAGAAAAUCAGAGGUAGAAUUUGGACUUUAGUUUUGUAAUAAAUAACUCUUCUUUCAAA
Messenger RNA from Chrysemys picta bellii (western painted turtle), 7748 nucleotides. RefSeq names its product protein O-mannosyltransferase 2 (gene POMT2). Lineage: Eukaryota; Metazoa; Chordata; Testudines; Emydidae. Gene Ontology annotation, cellular component: membrane. Gene Ontology annotation, biological process: protein O-linked glycosylation. Gene Ontology annotation, molecular function: mannosyltransferase activity. The record is from RefSeq and is a predicted model, not a curated record.